Molecule: messenger RNA, 2970 nt
Organism: Symbiodinium necroappetens
Lineage: Eukaryota; Dinophyceae; Suessiales; Symbiodiniaceae
Source: the annotation of a GenBank genome assembly
AUGGUAUCGGCAUAUCGGCUGCGCACUGUCAUGGAUGAGCACAGUCCGGAGCCAAUCGUGAAGAGGGAGGGCGACGACAGGUUUCGUGGCAUCAUCAAGGUGCAGCUGGUCGGCGCAGCGAUUGGAUGGGCGUUGCUCUUCUGGGUGCUCUGGGAGAUGAAGGGCGCGCCCACCGAGCUGCGAACUUUCGACCCCUACGAUAUCCUGGGGGUCCAGCGUGGAGCAGAGCUGCGAGAGAUCAAGAAGGCCUACCACACGAAGUCUCUGCAGCAUCAUCCAGACAAGGACAAAGACAAUCCCUUGGCGCCGGUUCUCUUCCAGCAGGUCUCAAAGGCAUAUGCAGCCCUUACAGAUGAUGCUGCGCGGAAGAACUACGAGAAGAGAUCGCAGCUGAAACUUACGGACAGGCCCUUCUUAGCACCACUGGUCUCAACACUUGUUCCGCUGGGGGUGAAGAGGAACUCGCAGAAGCCGAUUGUCGGCGACCGGAUGUUGGUCACAGACCUUGAACAGCUCGUGGUCGUGAUGACCGGCACAGGCACACCAGUUGCAGACCCUGAUCGUGCAGCACAGGGGAUAUCAGUCUUUGCAGGCGGAGAGUAUUUGCUCUUCGAUACAGGCCCGGGCGUGGCGGAGAACAUGGCUGCUCAGGGCAUGCCGAGGGGUGCUCUGACCCAUGUCUUCUUCACCCACUACCACUCCGACCACAUCGGCGAUUUCGGCGAAGUGAUGACCACAUCCUGGGUUUUUGGAAGGACUCAAACCUUGCAAACCCAUGGACCGGAAGGUCUGAAAAGGGUCGUGGGUGGAUUUGCUCAGGCCUACGGUCCUGACAUGGUCUACCGUCGAGCACACCACACUGCAGCGGUGAUGCCCACCGAUAAUUGGAUGCCGAGCAUGAACGAGUUCACCUUACCGGAUGCUGAGAUGAACAUGACAGCAUCUGAUCCUGCACCUUUCUUUAAUGUGUACUCGAAAGGGGACUUGAAGGUGCAGGCCUUUCGUGCACAUCAUGAGCCGGUCGUUCCAGCAGUGGGCUACAAGGUGUCAUACAAAGGCCGCUCGGUGGUUAUUGGAGGUGACUCCGUCAUGACCAGAGGACACAAGGAUGCUUGCCGGGAUGUGGAUGUUUGUAUUCUGGAUGCGAUCCACCACAAAGUCAUUGAAGUGACAGCGGAGACAUUUAAAAACAUGGACCUGUCAGAGGACCAAGGAGCUUCUCAAUACACUCGCGUCUCGAAGAUGCUUCUGGACACUAUCGACUACCACUCGGCACCCUGGGACCUUGUCGAGUUGGCAAAGGAAUCGAGGCCCUCUCUGGUAAUCCCCAUACACAUGGUACCUUCACCCACCAAUCCACUCAUGAAGCGGCUGUUGACCACCUACUACCGGGAACCGAUCGAGCGGGUGUCAGGCAAGCGGAACACUGAAAUCAAGUUCGGUGAAGAUGGCAUGGCAUUCAUUUUGCCGGCAAACAGUCAAGAGAUCCAGGAAAAGCGAUAUUGUUGCUCCAGGAUCCAGUUUCUCAUGCAGAGGUACGGGAAUCCAGAUGGGCCCGUGCAGAUGAAGGCAAGUCAGAGAACCUGGAGCCAGAAGUCCCUUUGCCCAGACUUCGUCGUUGGACCUGUCGCGAUCGACUUCGGAGCAGUCGUCACUUCCACGAUUUGGAAUGAGGACGACGUGCUCUUCAAAGCGCCAGGUGCGGACGAGGAGUUCUUUGCGAAGUACGGCUGCGAAGUUCCAGCGCUGUCUGGCGCAGUCUGUAGGGACGUGAGCUUCCACACAGAGGAUCUUCAGCGACCGCUUGCCUUGGCCAUGGGCGCCACGGGCUUCGACUACGACCUGAUGGGCGCUUGGGCGCUUUGGUGGCUUCUCUUGACGUUGGUGGCCUGGGUUGGGGUCACCAUACACGACUUGGCCCUGAUUGGCCAAUCCCAGAAGGACUUCGUCCUUGAUGUCAGUGGUGUCAACAAGCACUGCCCUUGCAUCCGAAGCGUUUGGAAGUUUCUAGCUGGCUACAGGCCACUGGUGCGCUUGGCAAAUUCCGAGCGCUUCGGAACACGUUCUCUCGGCAUCGUGCUUGCGGUGCUGCUGGCUCCAGUUCUGUUGGCCUGGAAUUUGGUGGUGCUGCUUUUCAUCAUCUGCCCGUUGAUCCUUUUUGCUUUCAUGCGAUAUCCAAUCCGAAUGAGUCGUGCAUGGGUCUUCAUCAUCUCGGUAGCCUGCGUUCUCUAUGGAUCGGCGCUCACAAUGCAGCAGCUGGCCUUCGUGGCUCGCACCGAUCUGCGUCCGAGAUAUGCACUGACCUGGGAAGCCCAGGGCUUUCAAAGCGCAUCUUUGCAGACCAGCCUCUGCACAUGUGGCUGCGAUUAUUCAAUGUCCCUGAAUGUAUCUGUGAACCUGGCGGUGAUUGGCUUGGUCACAACAGUGAAAAGUGCCUUCCUGGCGUUCCGUUGCUUGAAGGGCUUGCGCAGGUCGCAGUGGGCGAACCUGCUCUCCGUCACCUUCCCGGUACCCCUUACUGUCUACACCGUGGACUGGCAGCAGGCCGAUGGCCAGCCCAUCCGAUUUCGCACCAAGGAAAUGCCGGUUCAGGGAGAGGUGGCCUUUGAUCCCUUCGCCAUGAUGGACGAGCAGCCGGACAGCGCCUACACGACGGUCCACCUGCGACCGGAGCGUGUGCAUCGCUUCGAGAAGUCGGAGCACGGCGAGCUUCGCGUGCUGCAGCCCUCCAGGCGAUUGGAGAUGCCAGGAAUGCCCGUGCCAUCGAAGCUGGAGCCAGCACAGUUCAAAGCUGUGAUUGAGGCAGAAUACAUUGGCUGCUGCGGCUUUCCAUGGCCUACGGGUGGUAAGAAGUUUGUCUACGAUGAGGAUUUUCUUGACACGCUGGAGCGUGGCACCGCGGUCCCACACGUAGAAGGGCUCACUCCUGCGAAAGACUUGGCUGAGGAGGAGGAAUCCGAUAUGGACUAG